AUGGACUGGCAACUUGCAGCAUCAAAGAAGAAGUCUAGCCUCGAGGCAGCUAUCCCUCCAGAAUGGCGCAUCAAGCCACCUACAUACGACUCAGUCAUGUCAUUCCCACGGCAGAGUGGGAUCUUGACUGAGGAGGAGCUGCAGAUCACCGAAUCCUCAGCUACUCAACUAGUGGGCGAUUUAGCUGCUGGAAAGCUGAGUUCAGUGGCUGUUACAACUGCUUUCUGCAAGAGAGCUGCGUUGGCACAUCAAGUGACCAACUGCUUCCAUGAAUUCUUCCCUGAUAUGGCCCUCGCCAGGGCACAGUAUCUGGAUGACUAUAUGGCCGAACACAAGAAGCCCAUUGGACCACUUCAUGGCCUGCCAAUCUCCCUAAAGGACCAGGUUCGCAUUAAAGGCCUUGAAACUACCAUGGGGUAUGCCACCUGGAUUGGAAAGAAGAACACCGAAGACUCCGUCCUAACUACCCUGCUACUCAAUGCCGGCGCCGUGCUCUACGUCAAGACCUCCGUUCCCCAAGCCCUAAUGGUAGGCGAAACCAUCAACAACGUCUUCGGCCGUACCACCAACCCUCGAAACAAGAACCUAUCUUGCGGCGGAAGCUCCGGCGGCGAAGGCGCCAUUCUUGCACUCCGCGGCAGUGUAUUAGGUGUUGGAACGGAUAUCGGUGGCUCGAUUCGAAUCCCAGCAGCAUUCAACUUGCUCUACGGUCUCCGCCCUAGCCAUGGUCGUAUUCCGUAUGCGAAUAUGGCUAAUAGUAUGGAGGGGCAAGAGACUAUCCAUAGUGUAUGCGGACCACUUGCCCAUUCGGUAGCUGAUAUGCGACUUUUUGUCACGUCUGUCCUCUCCCAGGAGCCUUGGCUCCAUGAUUCCAAGGUAAUUCCUAUGCCCUGGCGACAGAGCGAGGAGGACACUAUCAAGAUAAAGAUUGGGAGCGGUGGAUUAACCCUAGGAUAUUAUUUCUGUGACGGCAACGUACUCCCCCAUCCUCCCAUACUGAGAGCUAUUCAGACCGUCACCACCAAACUCAGCGAAGCCGGACACACAGUCCUCCCUUGGGGGCCCUACGAGCACCCGUCCGCCAUCGACCUCUUCAUGUCUAUCAUCGGCGCCGACGGAGGAACCGUAAUCCAAAACAUAGCAGACCUCACACCCGCAACGCACUCAAAACUAAGCAUAAACGAUCUCUGGGACCUGCACCUCAGGAAAUGGAACUACCAAUGCGCAUACCUAUCGAAGAUCCGGGAAUUCGAGAAGAGAAUCGGCAGGGAGCUCGAUGCUAUUAUUGCCCCUGUAGCGCCGCAUGCUGCGAUCCGGCAUAACCAGUUCAAGUACUAUGGAUAUACCACUAUUGUGAAUCUGCUUGACUUCACGAGUGUUGUUGUCCCGGUUACGGUUGCGGAUAGGGGUGUUGAUGUCAGGAAUGAGGUUAAGUCGUUGUCGGAGGUUGAUGCGGUUGUUCAGGGGGAGUAUGACCCCGAUGUGUAUCAUGGCGCACCGGUUGCUGUCCAGAUUAUUGGACGCCGUCUGACUGAGGAGAGGGUUAUGGCUAUUGCAGAGGAGGUAGGGCGUCUACUUGGAUAA
This is a messenger RNA of Aspergillus versicolor CBS 583.65, 1584 nucleotides long. RefSeq names its product amidase. The transcript has 6 exons. NCBI's taxonomy places the organism in Eukaryota, Fungi, Ascomycota, Eurotiomycetes, Eurotiales, Aspergillaceae. Bases 1 to 1584 code for a protein of 527 amino acids. The record is from RefSeq and is a predicted model, not a curated record.